Diaporthe batatas is the source of this 1153-nucleotide messenger RNA. RefSeq lists its product as uncharacterized. Lineage: Eukaryota; Fungi; Ascomycota; Sordariomycetes; Diaporthales; Diaporthaceae. Gene Ontology annotation, cellular component: membrane. Gene Ontology annotation, molecular function: carbohydrate:proton symporter activity. Gene Ontology annotation, biological process: carbohydrate transport; transmembrane transport. The transcript has 6 exons. Bases 110 to 1153 code for a protein of 347 amino acids. The record is from RefSeq and is a predicted model, not a curated record.
GAGCUGCCAGUCGCCGACUGAAAUAGCGAGUCACGCGGCCUAUUUUUACCUCAAAAUUUUCUACUGUCUGCCGUUGUGGUCGAGAAUCUUGCGUGCUUCGACGACGAGAAUGGGUCAUAUGGAAGAUAAGGUGGACGGCGCUUGGCUUAUCGCCUUGAUUACCCUCCUGGACGCAUUUAAUUCAUGCUGGUUCGGAUAUGACCAAGGCGUUUUCGCUGGAGUCUUGGUCUCUCCAGACUUCCUAAGACAAUUCCCAGAAACACUCGAUGCAGAUGUCUCUGGGAUCACCUCGAGCUGUUUCUUCCUGGGAGCAUUCUUUGGAGCCAUCGGAGCUUUUGUGCUAGGGGAUAGGCUCGGCCGCCGCAGGACGAUCGCCCUGGGAGUGCUUUGCAAUGUGGUGGGCUCGGUAUUACAAGCUCUCUCAUGGUAUCUACCGCAAAUGAUUGUUGGUCGUUUGAUCAACGGAUUUGGGAUCGGACUCGUGUCCUCCAUGUCUCCGGUAUAUUUAUCGGAGUGCGCACCGUCCCACAUACGCGGCAUGCUUCUGGCAGUGGGGGCUUGCUGUAACGUGGCUUGUUUCUGCGUUGCGAACUGGAUUGCUUUUGGCCUAUAUCACGACGACUCGGCAUUCCAAUGGCGGUUCCCCCUUGCUUUUCAGCUAAUAUUUCUCCUCAUAGUCGCUCCGGUACUCUACUUCGUUCCCGAGUCUCCUCGCUGGCUACUUCUUGUUGACCGCGACGAAGAAGCCCUGCAUGUGUUAUCCAGACUGGCAGGUCACAGCAAGAAUAUCGGAGAUUCAGCGAUUACCUCUGAGUUCCAAUCUAUAAAGGCUGCUAUUAUUAUGGAGAGAGAUGACAGAGUUCCAUUGAGCGAUGUGUUGUGCCACAGAGACAAGUCUCAAAACUUCCGCCGUUUGAUUCUUGGUUGCGGUACACAGUUCAUGCAACAGUUUAGGCAAGCGCAUUUUUGGAACAUUCCAACGGAAUUAACGCACUGGCAUAUUGUAGGGUUCUAUCUCCCAACGUUGCUGCAGGGAGAUGUUGGAUACGAUCAGCAGAUGAGCCGACUUAUCACCGCAAUAAGCAGCACUGUAUACGUUUUCUGCAGCUUUGUAUGCCUGUUGAUGAUUGAUCGGUUCGGACGCCGGAAGUAA